CAGAGUGUCUCAGCUGUCCUUGGUGCUGCUCGCUCAGAUGGAGGCUGCAGUAUUCUGCUGAGUUGCAGUGAGCCAGCAUUCGCUCAAGAGCGGAGGGUCCUGACGAGGAAACUACAGCGCCCACAGUCCUCCGGUCGGAGCCCACACUGUCAUCUGAAGCGGAGAAAGCCCCGUGGAACCCUGGGAGACGCGGUCAUCAGUAACCUACCGCUGAGAGAGAGAGAGAGAGAGAGAGAGAGAGAGAGAGGGAGAGAGCGAGAGGGUGGUGUGCCAUGACAACAGACAGAGAGAGAGACAGAAAGUAACUGCUGAGCCAUGUCUGCCGGCCUGGACGACACUGACAACGUGUUCGACCUGAACGAGGCGAUCCCAGAGACCGAGCUGCUCGACAACAGCAUCCAGAAAGGCCGAGCCCAGCUGUCCGUCAAAACGCGAAGGCACCGGCCCUCCAGGUCUCGUUACCGUGACAGCGUUAGCUCGACGGAGGGCGACGACAGCCUCGACAGGAAGGACAGUCCAAUACACUCCGCCCGAUCACCCCUGCACCUGGCAAUGCGAGGCCCCUCUCCUGAUUCUCUGCUGUCAACUCGAAGCCCCGCCUUCUCCUUUGAUACACCGCUGGUGCGCCGCUCUCCAGAGGACGGUGGUGCUUCAUUGGCUGCUCCUCCGCGGGGCCGGUACCAUCAGCUGACCAAUGCAACAUCCCAGGAGCCUCUGGUGACGCCCAGCAGCUCGCCAUCCAAAUCCUGCCCGUCCUCCGACUGCUCUCCUCUUUACACCAGGAGGAACAGGAGGCCCGACAGCGAAGUGCUGGUUUCUGAUACGAGUCGAGACACCAGUCCAGCUGAUCCCGGCAGUCCGACCGUCGUCUUCGACAAGAAAACCAAGAGACGCUUCCUGGACCUAGGGGUAACUCUGAGACGAUCAUACAUCAGAGUGAGAAAAGAUAAAUCCAACAGGCUCUCUGUGGGCAGCAGAGAGCCAUCCGAAAGUCCGUCUCGGUCAUCCGGAUCUUUUGUCUCAUUCUCCUGGUUCACUGAAGGGCGGGGGUCACUCUCGUCUUCUGGGACUCCACCCUGCUCCCCCAAGAUCCCCCCGCUGAGCUCCCCAAGACCCCGAAAGUCUCACUCACAGGAGUCAGCUCUCAGUGAGGAGUUUUCUCCUCCUCACACCUCCUCCUCCACCUCUCCUCCCAUCGACUGCUCCUCUUCCAGAUCCUCCCACCCGUACCACACCCUGUCUCAGUCCUCUGACGAGCCCUGUGAUGAACCCACAUCGCUGGUCUCCUCCUGGACAACACAGGAGGUUUGUCAGUGGUUGCGAGGUCUCAACAUGGAGCAGUACGUCCCAGAAUUCACUGAGAGAGACAUUGAUGGACAGGAGCUGCUGCAGAUGGACGGCAACAAGCUGAAGGCCCUGGGCGUGCUCAGUUCGUCCGACCGCAGCACCCUGAAGCGUCGCAUCAAAGACAUCCAGACUGCAGCAGAGAAGGAGAGAAAAGCCCUGGACAAACUGGAGAAACAGAAAGAAAAGCAACGGAGGAAAGACCAGGAGCAGCGGAAGAGCUGAAAGCACCACCAGGGGGAGACAGAGUACGAUGAGGAGGGAGGAGGGCGGGACCAGGUGGCUAGAAGGGAGACAGGUAGUAGGAAACAGGUGGACUGGGAACUACAAGAGAGAAGACAACAUGUAGAAAGAGGGGAGGUAAAGCAAGAUGAGGAGGGAGGACAGAAGAGGGACACAGAGCGGAGGACAAAGAGGGAUAACAGGCAGGAUUCAUGUUUAAGGACCAGAGUUGGGUUUAAGAUUCCUAUGGGGUGAAGUUCCAGCACAAUAAAAAAAAGUCCCAGUUUGCACACACCCUGGAAACCAGGAACUUCCCGGAAAGAUCGUUGAAAAUGACGAGAAGAAGAAGAAGAAGAAAACAACGUCCUGCAGAGAAGUUAUAAAACUAUGAAAAAAUUUCAGGCUGCGUGUCUUUAUUUAAUAUUUAAUGUUACAGAAGCUCUCAAAGGACAGCUUCACUUUAAAAUACAAAUUUUAUUUUAGUUUUGAAUCCAACAUCUAAGCAUUUUGAUGAUGUCAUUGAGCAAAAACAGAAACAUUUAUUACUGAAAUCAAAGAAAUUUUAAACGUGGAAUAAAAACUGGUGAUAAAACUAAAAACAUCAUUUGUUUUUAUU
This is a messenger RNA of Mugil cephalus (flathead mullet), 2182 nucleotides long. RefSeq names its product sterile alpha motif domain containing 14 (gene samd14). The coding region runs from base 316 to 1569 and encodes 417 amino acids. Gene Ontology annotation, biological process: neuron projection development; actin filament organization; calcium-mediated signaling. Gene Ontology annotation, molecular function: actin filament binding. Lineage: Eukaryota; Metazoa; Chordata; Actinopteri; Mugiliformes; Mugilidae. The record is from RefSeq and is a predicted model, not a curated record. The transcript has 11 exons. Gene Ontology annotation, cellular component: actin cytoskeleton; dendrite; cytoplasm.